GAAAUCCCGGGUCAAUCUACAUGCACUCGACUCCAGCGCAGAUUCAUUUCAGCAGGAUGCAGUGAAGGGCGCGGAAAGAUUGUGGGGGGAAGAAAAACGGGGUGCAAAUGAAGGAAGAAAAGUCCAGAUAGAGAACAAAAGUGAGCCAGGAGAGAGAGGCAGGCUUUAAAAGAAACUUUCAAAGACAGGGACAUAAAAGUGUGAAGAGAUUCAAGGCAGGCAGAGAGUGGAGAGAUAUAUUCAGUACUAGACAACAAUGGGCUCCCUGAUUGUUAGUUCAGCUGCUCUUCACUUACUCUUCAUGCUAGCUUUGCUCUUUCAAGCUUCCUCAGUACUGAGCCAGGACCUGAGAGAGACAGAUGCAGUAUGUAAAGCCAACGGUUGCUUCAUGGUCUAUUUCCAACGCAAAGCUUUUCUGGAAGCCUGGAGAUCCUGCAACGAGGGAGGUGGCAACCUGGCCACUAUUAAAAACCGCGAGGACGCAGCCACUGUUGCCAGUCUUUUCUCCACGCUGGACCUGCGCUACUCGCGAACUCAAGUCCAGGUGUGGAUCGGCCUGCAGCUCCUGCCUCGUCAGUGCAGCCCCACUCGCGUGCUGCGAGGCUUCUCGUGGACAACUGGGGACCAGGACACAGACUACACCAACUGGCUGAAAGAGGACUCCCAGAGUACAUGCUUCGAGCCACGCUGCGUGACGGUAAGCUACAACACCCAGGAGCCAAAGGAUAAUUUGAAAUGGCUGGACGGACCCUGCUCGGUCCACGUGGAUGGAUACCUUUGCCAUUAUGCCUACAAAGAAAUGUGUCCCGCCUUGUGGAGGGAAGGUGUCGGCAAUGUUGUCUACACAACCCCGUUUAACCUGCAGAGCACGCUGCUGACUCACGUUCCCUUUGGAUCUGUGGCUGCUGUGUCCUGCCCAUCGGGCACAGAGGAGAGGCAGACGGUUUUGUGUGAGGCAAAGGAGGAUGGCUCAGUGGGGUGGUCCAGCGAAUCCCCCCUCUGCUCGUCACCCACUGCCUCAUACGACGCGUGCGACCUGAACAACGGCGGGUGUGAGCACCUGUGCAGGAUGGAAGGCGCCUAUAUCUUCUGCGAGUGCGACAAUGGCUUUCAGCUGCGAGACGACGGGCAGAGCUGCGAGCUUCUGGAUGUUUGUCAAGAAGCCCCCUGCGAAUACGAGUGCGUUCCUCUGUCGGACAGCUACCGCUGUGCCUGCCCUGAAGGGUACAUGCUUGCGCCGGAUGAACACAGAUGUCUGGAUGUUGAUGAGUGUCUCCAGAGUCCUUGCGAACAGGUUUGUGUGAACGCCCCGGGAACGUUUGAAUGCGAGUGUCUGGAGGGUUACCAAGCUGAGGAUGGCGCGUGUGAGGAUAUGGACGAGUGUAUGGAUGACCCGUGUGAGCACGCCUGUGAGAACACACCAGGCUCCUAUGUCUGCCACUGCCAUCUGGACUACUCCCCAGUGCCUGAGGACCUCACCCGAUGCCAAGACACUGAUGAAUGCCAGAUCCCCGAGAUCUGUGAGCAGAUGUGCGUGAAUUUUGAAGGUGGAUAUGACUGCCACUGCAAGGAAGGCUACGAACUCAUGGAUGAUCUUUACUCGUGUCGUAAGACUGAGGAAGGAGACGACCAGUCUUUUGCCACCCCUCUUUUUCCUUGGGUCACUCACCAGCCUAGACGUAUGUGGGACCCUAUGAAUUAUGAUUGGAACCCGCAACUAAGCCCCACCGACUGGCCUCAGGUGGAAGAUCAGUGGUUCACGGAUCCUCCCAGAGUGAUAAAUAGGAAGGUUAUAUGGGUCACUAGCGACUCACAAGACCCUGACCGUCCAACAGCAGGGGCUCCACAUGAAGAGGAAGACAUCAACAUCAGUACCACACCUCCACUCCCCACCAGCUCCAGCACUACUCCAGACCUGUAUGAAGAUGCUGAGGAGGAGACCACAAGAGCUCUUCCUUUCAUCUCCACCUCUACCCUCUCUGAAGGAGCCUGGAAUCAGUGGUCAGAGCUCACAACCCAGAAACCAGAUCAAACGGUUUCAACCCUCAUGUCUAAGGAUCCCACCAACCGCAGGGAGGUAGAGAAAAUUGCUGCUAUUCCUGUGGAGGAUUUGAGAGUGAAGGAAAAUCACUUUAUGGUCAUCACACUGCCCCAGGCCUCAGGCUCUCCCAGCCAGCCCACCGCGUCCCCAUCGCCUCUAAGCGGGGAUGGAGGUAGCGUUAACGUGGUGGGUCCUGUGCCGCAUGACAGAGAGCAAAAACCGACCAGCACCUGGUUGCUGGUGGGCCUCCUGGUGCCCAUCUGCAUCAUCAUCGUGGUAAUGGUGGUGCUGGGCAUUGUCUACUGCACACGUUGUACCAUCCAGCCGCGCAGUAAGAACGCCACUGACUGCUACCACUGGAUCUCUGGGGCUCAUGACAAACAGGGAGCCACCACACCCUCAACAGGGGUCAAGGCUCAUGUUUAGACAAACAGAAGGUCUGAUGUUUGCAUCAACAUAUUCAUAUUUCAGAGGUACAUGAGUGGGUAAUGAACCUGGUAACAGGAAAACUAAAGGUUCCACCCUCUGACUGUGGAACUGGCCACUCUAUAAACACAUGGGAAUUUAUUGCUAAUUAUCAGCUGAUAGGUGUGAAAAGAGACACUGAAUAUGGGACAAACGAUCCAUACACUGACCACACAGCAUCAGAUGUAUUUGCUUUAUGAUUGCACUAAAACUACAUCGCGAUAAACUAUCAGCCUUUUGGAAGAAAUACGAUCCUAUCUAUGUCCAGAUAUCUCUUGUUGUUGUUGUUUCAAAGCUGGAGCCAGAUCCUGCUACGAGACGAGGAAGUUGUUACUGACGUUACUGACAUGAGCAUUGAGCCUUUUUGAGGCAGGCAAAACUUGACUGUGAGGACUCUUUCACGUAGAACGCUCAGGCUUUAGUUUAUUUGAAUAGCGUAUCACUGUUGGACUCUUGCUGUGGACUGUCUUAAAGCAGUCUGUGGGUAGAUGUCUUAUCGCGCACAUCUGCAGAGACUCUAAGCAAAGAUCUUUCUUGGAGAAAAGGCGUUUUUAAAACCGCCGUGCCGGAUUAGAAGACCAAACGCUCUUCAUAUGUUGUGGAUUUAUUGUAUUUAUGUUUGGUCCAGCAUUUUAGCAUUAAAUGUAUUAAUGCAUUGUUACAAUUCAUCGAAUUUUCCAUGAACCCCAUGAACCCGGCGAUGCAGAGGAUCCAUGUCUGCACUUGGGAAUGUUUUCCUUGCUCAUGCUCAAUCUACGACCACUUCUACUUUCUCGACUUCCUUUUUUUCUUUCGGGGGUUAAAAUGCAGAUGUUCACCCCACACAGGGAUCGUUUUAGGGGCUGGUAGCUGACAUCAGCCUUGAACCUUUUCAUGGAACGCCCAUCAGUUACCCGUCAUAAGCUCAUUUAUUACUACACCCGAGAAGGAUAUGACUGAAAUCAGCCAUGAGCUGUUUUUACAGCAGUGUUGAAUCACAUCAAGAUGUGUAACACUGCAGACAAUGAGCAAAGAAAGAACUCAGUGCGCAGACACAUGGGAGGGGGGAAGUGACAGUUCUUGUUUAUUGGGUGUUUGAGCUUUGAAAACCCAAAGACGCAUAGUUCGAGGCACUUACUGUACAUUUAAUGGCUGGGGGGACAAAGUGCUACAUUCACACGUGAAACUUCUUUAUGUUAUGGUUGUAAAAUAUUAAUGUCUUUAAUCUGUUUCAUGUUAAGAAAUUGUGAAUUAAAAACAUUUACAAGGGUUUGGGGUGAAAACUCACUGAGUUUGUGAAUAGUUGUGUCUGGUUUUAUUCAUUAUCCUUUUUUAAAUGACUAAUAGAAAAGAAUUGAUGUCAAGCCAGAUGGUGGAGUUUAGUGAAGUGCAUUGUUUCUUGUUUUAUGCCCUUGAACUGGUGAUGAUGCAGUGGCCUCCUUAGAAAGGUUAAGAGAUGAGGGGAUGAGAGGAAGAGGAAGGGUCUCUCAGAAUAAAGAUAAUGUAAUUCAAAAAUGA
Messenger RNA from Betta splendens (Siamese fighting fish), 4003 nucleotides. RefSeq names its product CD248 molecule, endosialin a (gene cd248a). The transcript has a single exon. The record is from RefSeq and is a predicted model, not a curated record. Gene Ontology annotation, molecular function: calcium ion binding. Lineage: Eukaryota; Metazoa; Chordata; Actinopteri; Anabantiformes; Osphronemidae. Bases 257 to 2467 code for a protein of 736 amino acids.